AUGCCUGAAUCACCGCGUCCAACCCAAUUUACUCCUCCCCUCGAAUCAACGGAUGUAUACCGGAUGACCAACCGUCAACCGACAAUCCGUCAAGAGGUGCAUCAAGCUGCAAAAACUGAUACUGAUGCCACUACAUAUUAUGGUUUGCCUCCUACUCGACAACCGCGAAGGUACAAGACAACAAAAAGAGUAGAGCUAUACAAGGGCAACUUGGUUCUGGAUUGCCAGAUUCCAAGUAAAUUGGAGCGAAUGAUUCCUCUGAGGGACGAGAUGGAAUUCACGCAUCUAAGAUAUACUGCCUGCACGUGUGAUCCGAAUGACUUUGAGAAAGAACAGUAUCAUCUGCGACAGCAGAUGUACAGUCCGAAACGAGAAACAGAGUUGUUUAUCGUUUUAACCAUGUAUAAUGAAGAUGAAGUUCUUUUUGCCCGUACCUUCCAUGGUGUAGUCAAGAACAUUGCCCAUCUCUGCAAGCGCGACCGCUCGAAGGUCUGGGGCAAAGAAGGCUGGAAAAAAGUUGUCGUCUGUGUCGUCUCUGACGGCCGAAAGAAGAUCAAUCAGCGCACACUUUCCUACCUGGCCGCCAUCGGUUGCUACCAAGAUGGUGUCGCCAAGAAUGCAGUAAACGGCCGUCCUGUCACCGCUCAUAUCUACGAGUACACCACCCAGGUUUCAAUCGACCCGGAGAUGAAUUUCUGCGGUGCAGACAAGGGAACAGUACCUAUCCAGGUACUGUUCUGCUUGAAGGAGAAGAAUGCGAAAAAGAUCAACAGUCAUAGAUGGUUCUUUAACGCUUUUGGGGCUAUAUUGCAACCGCACGUCUGCGUGUUGUUGGACGUUGGUACAAAGCCUGGUGGUACGUCGAUUUACCAUCUCUGGAAAGCAUUUGAUAGAAACGGCAGUAUCGCUGGUGCAUGCGGUGAAAUUGUUGCAAUGAAAGGUCCGGCAGGGGUCAAUUUGCUCAAUCCUCUGGUUGCAUGCCAAAACUUUGAAUACAAAAUGAGCAACAUCCUUGACAAGCCCCUCGAGUCAGUCUUUGGAUACAUUACCGUGCUUCCUGGUGCGUUCUCGGCUUAUCGUUACCUUGCUCUCCAAAACGACAAAAAAGGCCGAGGCCCGCUCGCUUCUUAUUUCCUCGGCGAAAAGCAACAUGGCGCAGAUGCAGAUAUCUUCACCGCCAACAUGUACCUGGCAGAAGACAGAAUUCUCUGUUACGAGCUCGUGGCAAAGAGGCAUUGCGCGUGGUUGUUGCAUUACGUAAAGUCGGCGUAUGCAGAGACUGAUGUGCCCGAUCAGGUUCCCGAGUUGAUCUCGCAAAGAAGAAGAUGGUUAAACGGAAGUUUCUUUGCGGGCGUGUACGCCAUUCUACACACUUUCUCUAUUUGGAGGAGCAAUCACGGUUUCUUUAGAAAAAUUCUGUUGCAUGUGGAAAUGGCCUACCAAUCAUUUAAUUUGGCUUUCUCUUGGUUUGCUCUGGGCAACUUUUACUUGACAUUCCACAUUCUCGGUAAUUCCUUGUCAAACCCAGAAGUUGUUGACGGUCUCUGGUCACCAACCAUCGGCAACAUAACGUUCCAACUUCUCCGCUACGUCUAUCUAUCUCUCCUCAUCAUCUCGUUCAUUCUCUCAAUGGGCAAUAGACCUCAAGGAUCAAAGUGGUCGUAUACUUUUGCCAUGGUCUUCUAUGCCGGUCUUAUGGGCUAUAUGCUCUUUGCGGCUGGAUGGUUGACCUACAAAGGCCUUGGCUUUGCUAUGGAAGAGACAGGCGGAAAUAUCAGCAGCAUUAGCAUGAACGACUUAAAAACGUUGUUCAAAGAUCAGACUUUCAGGAACGUUGUCUUAUCGUUGGCUUCGACGUACGGGUUGUACUUUAUCGCCAGUUUCUUGUUCUUUGAGCCAUGGCAUAUGUUCACGAGUUUCAUCCAGUACAUGUUCUUGGUCCCGUUCUAUGUCAAUAUCUUGAACGUGUACGCUUUUUGUAAUACGCACGACGUCAGUUGGGGUACAAAGGGCGACAACUCUGCAAACCAUGAUUUAGGCACGGUGACCUCUAACCCAGAAAAAGGCACUGUCGAAAUUGACGCUCCUGUCGACCAAGUAGAUAUCAAUCGUGCCUACGAGGAAGCUGUUAACACGCUGAGCAAACCUCAUGUCGAGGAAGAACAAAAACGUGACGCUUCGACAAAACAGGAAGACUACUAUCGCGCAUUCCGUACGCGUGUUGUGCUCGCGUGGAUUUUCAGUAAUGCCGGGUUGGUUGUGGCCAUCACUUCAACGAGCGCUGACCUGGACAAGCUACUUCCGCAAGCAAAAAGAUCGAACAUGUACAUGGCGUUU
Messenger RNA from Paraglomus occultum, 2337 nucleotides. Lineage: Eukaryota; Fungi; Glomeromycota; Glomeromycetes; Paraglomerales; Paraglomeraceae. The record is from the annotation of a GenBank genome assembly.